UCAUAUCAGAGAAAUAUUAAAAGAAAAAAUAUUUUGAUAACAAAACAUUUUGUACCAAGUGGAGUUUGGACUUUUAAUGGAGAAUGAGAGCGAAUAGUAAUCUUGAAGAAUCAAACGCGGGAUCGACGGCAAAAUAAACGAGCACCUCGGUGGCAGGUCCUUAUGCUCAUGAGGCGGCGAUCACGAUGGAGCCACGUGCGAUGAUGAUGUCGAACCUGUCGUGCGACGGCUGCGCGGACAGCGACCGGGACUCGGAUAGUAGCAGCAUGAUCGUCGACCCGGUGAGUCUCGACAAGAACGACUUGUCGCCGCCGUCGCAGACGUCGUCGAGCCCGGUGAUACCGAGCUGCUCGCCGGUACCAACGCCGACGUCAGUGCCGCCGUCGGCCGGCAGGAGUCGAAGCAGCGGUGGAAGCGGUGGCGGCGGACGUUCUUCAAAGAAAACCUACUCGAUGAUGUCGGCAUCGAGUCAAUCAGGGAAAUCUAGCAGUUCCAAUCAAUCCCCAUCCAGUUAUAAUUCCGACAAGAUGUCGUCGUCCUUGAUAAAACCACCGUAUUCGUAUAUCGCAUUAAUCACCAUGGCGAUCUUACAGUCGCCGCAGAAAAAGCUGACGUUGAGCGGCAUCUGCGAAUUCAUUAUGUCCCGCUUUCCCUAUUAUCACGACAAGUUCCCCGCCUGGCAGAACUCUAUCAGGCACAAUCUCUCGCUCAACGAUUGCUUCAUCAAGAUUCCGCGCGAGCCUGGAAACCCGGGAAAGGGUAACUACUGGACGCUGGACCCGUUGGCGGAGGACAUGUUUGACAAUGGUAGCUUCCUGAGACGCAGGAAGCGAUACAAGAGGCCGCCGCCGCACUACGUGCUGCGAGACCGGGCGAUCAUGGCCACCUUCGCUAUUUGUGGUGACCGAGGACCCUGUCCAGGUGGCGGCGGCAGUCACCCGGGUGCUCUCGCUUAUCCUGGAGCCGCUUAUCUAUCACCACCACCCGGUCUGCCAUUACUAGACUUUUCUCCAUCGACCCUGGAGGCGCUGAAACUCGGCGGUUUCCUGGAACCGCCGCCACCGCUCUACAAACCAGUGCCCAUCACGGCGCCGCCGAUCAGGCAGAUCGAUCCGACCUCCACCAGGAUCACUACGCUGCCAGCUAGUCAUACGACGAGCGUCGACAAGAAGCGCAAUUUCAGCAUCGAUGCGCUCAUCGGCAAGCAAGCGGCCAGCGAUCAAAACUGCGGCGCGUUGCUGGAUCUCAGUCCGUCGGAGCACAGAGAGAUCAGGAGUCAGGCGUCUGCCUUCUCGCCGCUUGUCUAGGAGCCUGACGAUCUUCUUUUCCAAUC
Trachymyrmex cornetzi is the source of this 1333-nucleotide messenger RNA. Its product is annotated as forkhead box protein D3. Bases 186 to 1307 code for a protein of 373 amino acids. NCBI's taxonomy places the organism in Eukaryota, Metazoa, Arthropoda, Insecta, Hymenoptera, Formicidae. The transcript has a single exon. The record is from RefSeq and is a predicted model, not a curated record. Gene Ontology annotation, biological process: regulation of transcription by RNA polymerase II; anatomical structure morphogenesis; cell differentiation. Gene Ontology annotation, molecular function: DNA-binding transcription factor activity, RNA polymerase II-specific; RNA polymerase II cis-regulatory region sequence-specific DNA binding.